GUCCUUGGCUCUUAACAAGUUUAUGUUGUGACUCACAGAAGCUCAAACUUCGCAUUUGGAUCACAAUGAAAGAGCUCUCACUCAUCACAUGAGAAGUUCAUCCUACAAAUAUUCAUAUGUUAAGCUCCUGUUAAGCUGCUGUUGUCUUUUGGUGUUAAUGUCAUUAAGGAGCACCCACGAGAAGAAGCUUUAAAAGGCUAAAACAAAUAGAUAAAUGUAAUUAUCCUGCUCUUAAAAUUAUAUAUUUAAGUCUUUGUUUUAUUUUAAAUGUAAUAUUUAAAAAGGGCCACUUUAGUGAAAUUUCAGCAAUAGUUCUGUCACCUGCUGGUUCUUGCACUUGGUUGGUAAAGAUAAUAUGCAAUAUAUAUUUGGCAAUUAUUUUUUGGGGGAAAAUACAGACAAGUGGGUGUAGAGGUUAUCUUAUUGAUUCAACUUACAACACAGCAACCCACCCAUUCUCUCCUCCUCUGUCUGUCUCUUUUGUUGUGGUUGCUGCUGAUGGUUUAGCCCACAAAGCCAGUCAUUGCUGUCACGCUGCCAUAGCAACCAGGAAAUACUCACGGCCGUCAGUGGAGUAGUGUGUAAAUGUGCGUGUGUGUGUGUGUGUGUGUGUUGGGGGAUAGAGAGCAGAACGUGGCGACUGGGAGUCCAGACGGAUCACAACAACAGAAGGGACUGAUUUUCACCUUUGCCUUCAAUUCUACGAUUUCCACGCUUCAUCUUCCACCAGGCUUUAACAGCUGGCUCAGAGAUGGCUGCCAGCACCGCAGCCACGACUCUCCUGCCUCCAGUGAAGAGCGUGGUGGUGUAUAGGAAUGGAGACCCCUUCUACAAUGGACGGAGGUUUGUGGUCAACCAGCGACAGGUAGCCACCAUGGAGGCCUUUCUGAAUGAAGUGACCCAGAGCAUCGGUGCUUCACUUGCCAUCAGGACUCUGUACACCCCCAGACAGGGCCACAGGGUCUCAGACCUCCAGGACCUUCAGACAGGAGCCCAGUAUGUUGCUGCUGGCUUUGAAAGGUUCAAGAAACUGGAUUACCUGAACACAGGAGCGAAAAAGCUGCCCGCUGCCCGUGAAGAAACCCAGGCCAAAUUAACCCAGAGACCCAAUGUCUCAGCCAAAUGGAGGAAGUUUAUACCUGUACCUUGCAUUAUACAUGUUUUCCGUAAUGGAGAUCUCCUGUGUCCACCAUUCCGAUUCAUCAUUCCUCGCAGCAUGCGGCAAGACCUGGAGCAGAUCCUGAGUCUGGUCACAGAGAAGGUCAGCUUACGAACCGGAGCUGUACGCAGGUUGUGCUCUUUGGAAGGAGUGACUGUGUCCUCAGCUGUUGAGCUGGAGACUGGUCACUGCUAUGUUGCCGUGGGAACCGAGAGGUUCAAGAAACUUCCAUAUGUGGAGCUGUUGGUCUCAAAAGCUACACAGAGAUAUUACCCAGGAAAGAGAAGGCUGUUAAGGAGAAAUGAGAACAGGAAAGCAGGACGUGGUCCAGAAGACCAGUACAGUGACUCAGCUCUCCUCGACUCCCCAGAGUCAGAUGGUCGGAGGGUGAAGUCGACAGGAGAUGAAGCUGCAGCUCCAGCAGCCACACAGCAGAGGAGCAGGAGAGAAGGAGAAGACAAGACCUCUGCCUUCUUCGCCAGGCCGGUCAAGAUCCGCAACAACAGACGACAGCCAAGACCACCCCUCAGCAAUGGAACUGUCCAGCCCAGCGUGUUUAAAAGAGCAGCACGGAAAAGAAGAGAGGAGGUACGAGGGGCCGAGGAGGUGCACGAGGAUGAAAACACAGCGAUAGAGCUUCCUGUUGACCAGAGAGUUGCAGAAAUAGUGGAGGAUGAGGAACUAAACAACCAAAAUGAUCCUGUGCACAACACACAGCAGGCACCUCCAUCUGAGCAAGAUGGUGUGAAACAGGAGGAAAAUUCUGCUAGGACUGAGGGUUCUGCUGCGGAAACACUGGAGCCUGAGCUGAAGCAGACAUUUUUAAAGUCAAGACCUUCGUCAUCCACCUCUCAGGCAAAGAACAGGGAAGAAAAGGCAAGUUUACCCACCUCACAUCAUAAAACAUGCAUGGCAAGUUCUUGGCAUCCCCAUAACCAGGCCCAAUGAAAGUGUGUGUUUGAUUGCUUCUUCUUUUACACUGUUUUAAUAAUUUGCUCUAACAGAAGAGGCCACAGGACGCCCCAUCGAUUACAGUAGAACAGAACCAUCAUCAGGAGGACUGGUGAGCUCAGAAAAAUCAUCAUCAUAACAGUUUCACUACAGCCACGGGCACAGCAGAUAACCCGGCGAUUACUGCUUCUACAAUGACCUAUGCGGCUAAUUGAAAGUUUGAUUAUAUUGGUAGUACUUGGUACUUUACUACUACCAAUUACUUUGGUAAUGAGCCAAGUAACAACAUUAACUUAUGUUGUAAGAGUCAAAAAUGUGAACAGGCUCAGACAAAAGAAGAACAAACACUACAGGAGAUGAACACACUCACAUGCAAAUCAUAAGCUCAAGUAAACCAAACUCAAAAAUGAUCACACAGUCAAAACAACACUUUUCUGACAUUAUAAGCUGCCCAAAGGUAAUGUUUGUUGUAUUGUACACCUGUUUUACUUGGAAAAUUCUGAUACAGAUAUUGUGUAGAUGUUCAAUGAUGCAAUUUAUUCCUUAUAUAUGUACAUAAGAAACAAUAUUUUGGGACAUUUUAAGCCUAAAUUUAUUUUGAUUUGCAGGGAUCAGUGAUGGAGAUCAUAAUGCAAAGAGUUGUGUUUUGCCAACAAUUUAAUAAUAAAAUAUCAGACAUCACAAGCUGAAUAGAUGCAACGAUAACAAAGUCAUCUGUACAGUGUUUGGUGUCAGUUAAAUAAUGUGACAAUAAAAAUAUAUAUUACUAUGUA
Siniperca chuatsi (mandarin fish) is the source of this 2883-nucleotide messenger RNA. RefSeq names its product doublecortin domain containing 2B (gene dcdc2b). NCBI's taxonomy places the organism in Eukaryota, Metazoa, Chordata, Actinopteri, Centrarchiformes, Sinipercidae. Bases 752 to 2107 code for a protein of 451 amino acids. The transcript has 13 exons. The record is from RefSeq and is a predicted model, not a curated record. Gene Ontology annotation, cellular component: microtubule organizing center; microtubule. Gene Ontology annotation, biological process: intracellular signal transduction.